Papaver somniferum (opium poppy) is the source of this 786-nucleotide messenger RNA. RefSeq lists its product as uncharacterized. Bases 139 to 504 code for a protein of 121 amino acids. The record is from RefSeq and is a predicted model, not a curated record. Lineage: Eukaryota; Viridiplantae; Streptophyta; Magnoliopsida; Ranunculales; Papaveraceae. The transcript is spliced from 2 exons.
AAAAUGAAGAUUUCUAUUUGAAUAUUGACGUGAUUCGGAAGCAUACUUCUGGUUCUAAAUCUGGUUGUAGCACUAGUUCUAGUACUGCAAAUUCCUGUGAAACUGAAAGUCCUAAGCUUGUAAGGGUAGUAUAUCACGAUGCAGCCUCUUGUUUCCGAUGAAUUUAUUUAUAUUUUUAAUAAGAUAGGUAGAGAAUUUAUGGGUGGUGUUGAAGUUGUUAGAAUUGUUUUGGAUAAGUACAAGAUAGCUACUGGUUACAAGAUUAGUAUUCUGAAAAAUGACAAGAGUCGAUAUACUACAAAGUGUAAAGAAGUUGAAUGUUCAUGGAGGAUUAACCUUGGGCCUGUGAAUGGUGACAUUUAUCGAUUCUCUAUGAAAGCUGCUAAUAUUCUUCACAGAUGUAGUGUUAGUUUGAGGUUGAAGAGUCCACCGGUGACAACCAAUUUAGUCAAGCAUUUGAUAUCUGACCAUAUACAAGGAGAUCCUAGUUUAAAACCAAAUUAGAUCAUUUGAAUUUUUAAGAACAUUUAUGGGUCCAAUAUUAAGUAUCACCAUGCUCGUAGAGGUUUGAACAACAGUUUGGGGAUGACGAGACGUCCUACAUUGAUUUAGUUUGGUAUGUCAAAGCCAUUGAGGAAACUAAUCCUGAUAGCUAUGUGAAUUUUGAGAUUGAUCAUGCAACUAAAAGAUUUAAGAGGAUUUUCAUAUCUUUUGGUGCUUGUAAGCAUAGUUAUAGGUAUUUUAGGCAAAUGAUUUACUUGAGCGCUACUUUCCUUAUUGGUAAAU